AUGUUUCCACUAUUCUUGGUGUUGUUUCUUUUCUUUGGAAAGUCUUCGGGAGUCAUCUUUAGCUUGAAUGUGAGCGAGUACAACAAAAUGCCGGCUCUGUACGGGCUGGACGACUAUGAGGAGUGCAUGGUGGAGCCAGGGUGGACCUACUGCAUGAUAGAUGUGGAUUUACACAAGGGCAACAAUGCUCAGCUGAUGAGGAUGAUACAGGAAUAUUCAGACCACAGGAUGAAACACUUCAAUCACACACAAAUACACCGAGGAGUGUGUGUCACACACACUUGUAGACAAUUCACAAGAGUUCCUCACUCGAACGAAACGUUGGACCUAAGUAAGGUCCUUGAGGCAUGCCUCAAUAAUUCCUUACAUUCUCAGUAUGGACUUGAAGGUAGACUAGCUAAUAUACACUAUUGUAAGAAGGAAGGAGAUAAAGUGAUAAUAGAUCACAGUGAUAUUGCCAUGGCUGUAGUAUAUGUAGUUUUAAUUGUGCUCAACGUUGUCGGAAGCCUGUACGAUGUCUGUGCAUACAACAAAGAAGACAAAACAGGGAAUCCAUAUAUUUUGGCGUUUUCAAUACGCAGAAAUUGGCGCAAACUGACUGCCCCAAGCAAUUCUGCACGGGAACCGCGACUAGAAAGACUGAAAAUGUUUAAUGGCCUGAGAACCAUGACAAUGAUUUGUGUGCUUUUCUCGCACACGACCCUCAUCAUGUCGUUUUCAUAUGUUAAUAAUCCACUCUACAUUGAGACGUCGUAUGAGGAUCCUCUAAAACAGAUCCUUUUCAACGGCAGCUUGGUGACUCACACCUUCUUCGUGAUGUCCAGCUUCCUCCUUGCCUACAACUUCCAGUUGUACUCUGAGAAACACAAACCCAGUUGGAUACAGCUGCCGAAAGGGAUCCUUUUGAGAUGGUUACGCCUAACUCCUUCGUAUGCACUGAUAAUGUUCUCCGUAUCGACGUGGAUGCGACAUGCCUACCAAGGUCCGCUGUGGGGCCUGGUGGUGUCCAGCGAGGCGGACGCGUGUCGCCAGUACUGGUGGGCACAGCUACUCUAUAUCAAUAACUACGUGUACGACGAUGCCUUCUGUUUGCCUCAGACAUGGUAUCUAGCAGCAGACACCCAGCUGUUCUGCCUAGGUUUGCUCCUGUGUGUGGUAACUCGCAAGUGUAAGACGCGAGCCAUUCUACUGUCAGUGUGGUUCGUCAUAGCUCUAGCUAUAGUGGCUGGGCACACUUACUUCCAGGACUUGGACGCAGUCGUCAUACAGUCACCAGAAUCGUACCGCAACCUAUACGCGUCCGAUGACACAUUCCGUCUGCUGUACAUCCGCGGUCACACCAACAUGUCCACCUACAUACUGGGGCUGGCAGGAGGUUUCCUAGCCUACCACUGGCAGAACGGGAAGGACUUGGAAAAGUAUAAGAAGUACCGUUUUGUGGUGUGGUCGUUAUUCCCGCUGGGGCUAUCAGUGAUCCUCUCUGGAGGUCUGUUCUACUCCGACGGCGGGAGGGCGCCAGUCCUCCUCAGAGUGAUGUACGCCACCCUCUACAAACCUUUGUUCCAGUUCCUUGUAGUACUACUCAUACUUGCCUGCGUCUUCAAAUUUGAAUCAACGUACCGUGGUCUCCUGGAGUGGCGUGGUUGGACGUGGAUGGGCCGCGUCACGUACUGCGCCUUCCUCCUUCACACGCUGUUCCAGAGAGGAUUCAUUGGGGCACAACUACAGCUCAUACACAUGUCUGACUAUUACGUGAUGAUAGUAUUAGCGGCGAGCAUCUUCCUAACGUACAUGUGUGCGUGUGGCCUGUGGCUCUGUGUGGAGGCCCCUAUGGCCGGCCUCAUUAAGGCCGCUCUCGCGCCCUCUCGCGACGACACGGACAAAGACACGGACACUACUAAAGUGUAA
Spodoptera littoralis (African cotton leafworm) is the source of this 1908-nucleotide messenger RNA. NCBI's taxonomy places the organism in Eukaryota, Metazoa, Arthropoda, Insecta, Lepidoptera, Noctuidae. The record is from the annotation of a GenBank genome assembly.